Molecule: messenger RNA, 978 nt
Organism: Entamoeba nuttalli P19
Lineage: Eukaryota; Evosea; Mastigamoebida; Endamoebidae
Product: F-box domain containing membrane protein, putative
Exons: 1
Coding region: 1-978 (325 amino acids)
Molecular function (GO): protein binding
Source: RefSeq, a predicted model, not a curated record
AUGGAAUUCAUUUCGUUACCAGAAUCUAUCAAACAAAAAAUUUACCAAAACUUAUUACCUUGUGACCUUAUCCAAUUAGGAGCAACAUGUCAAACAUUUCAUAAUUCUAUUUAUAAUGACAAUCUCUUAUGUCAAUUAUCACUUAUAGACCACUAUGAUGAAUAUGUUGUAGAAAAUAAAUCAGAAAAUUUAUUUAAAUUUGAAACAUUUGAAAAAAAAUCUGCUUCUGAUUGCUUAAACGUUAUUUAUCCUGAAGUUGUUAACAAUUAUGUAAAUGAACAAAAAUGUCAUUUUUGUCAUUUAAACUCAUUUAUUCCACAUGCCUCUAUUGAUUCUACUCAACUUAGUUUAGUUUGUACAUUAUUUCUUUAUUUUAUUCCAUACAUUCGUUGUCUUGCUAUCUUUAGUCCAUUAUGCAUUUUUGUUGCGUAUUUGAGAAAUAUUAAAAGUCAAAUACAACCUACAAUAAAUAGAUUAUAUCAUAUCGACAGAAUAAUAAAAAAACGUUUGUUUUAUAAUUUUAUUAAUCACAUUGAAUAUAUCCUCCCUUUCUUUUCUCUUCCAAUUCUUCUUGGUUUAGUAUUUGUUCACCCAAUAUUACUUCUUGUACCAUUAGGGUUAUUUGUUUUUAACUUUUACUUGAGACAAAAAUUAGUGCCUGUUCUUAUUGGUUAUACGUUGUCAAUUAUUCCAGUCUUUAUUUCAACUUUCUGUAAAACUCGUAAAAGUCGACUUGCAUUACUUAUGACUACUUCAAUAGCCACUGUUACUCCACUAAUUAUAGUAUUAAUAUCUCAAUACCGUCAAAAGCCAAUUAAUCUAUCUGAAUUUGUUAGGCGUUGUAUAAAUGGAUUAUUUAUUGGUGGAUUUAUUAGUAUUAUUUAUGGAAUGACCAAUAGCCUAGAAGUUUCAUUUUUUGUUAUUUUUUCGAUACUCGGUAGCGCCUUCAUUUUAUUUAAAAAUAACAUGAAUAAAUGA